AUGAAGGGUAUAAUAGGGCUUCUACAAUUUUUCAUUGAAACAGACCACUCAACGACAUUUGAAACCCAAAGACAUAUUGUAAAGUACAUUGGCAUGUCCACUUUACGGUUCGAUUCGCAUGUCCAGCAGGGACGACUAUUGAGCUUACUUCAAAAUCUCUUUGUUUCUACGGCCACGACAACAAAUGCAAACUUCCAUUACACUAUGCUGAUCAACACAUACUUCCAUCUUGCAAAACACUACAAAACAAAGCUCAAUUUGCGCAUUUACAGCUUGAUGGAUUUGAUCCAAGACAUAAUCAUGGCUGCCAAUCGAAUCACAUCAGUUAAGGAUAGAUCCAGAUAUGCUGAACUUAUAUCAGACUACAGAUUCAGACCAAGUCUAAGAGUGGAUGAGGCAAUUGACCUUUCAAAGCAGCAAUUGCAACUUCUCCUCUACUAUCUGAUGAAGCUUCUGAACACCGUAAUACAGUUGCCAGACAAUUUUGCGAAACGAAAAUUAAAAGCCAGAUUUGCUCCGAGAAGGCAAAGGCUACAGGCGUUCCUAAUCUUGAACAAAAACAUCGAACUGCUCCAGCUACUCAAGCAAUGCAAAUUAUAG
This is a messenger RNA of Ogataea haglerorum, 600 nucleotides long. RefSeq lists its product as uncharacterized. The transcript has a single exon. The record is from RefSeq and is a predicted model, not a curated record. Bases 1 to 600 code for a protein of 199 amino acids. Lineage: Eukaryota; Fungi; Ascomycota; Pichiomycetes; Pichiales; Pichiaceae.